Sesamum indicum (sesame) is the source of this 995-nucleotide messenger RNA. Its product is annotated as nuclear transcription factor Y subunit B-1. Gene Ontology annotation, cellular component: nucleus; CCAAT-binding factor complex. NCBI's taxonomy places the organism in Eukaryota, Viridiplantae, Streptophyta, Magnoliopsida, Lamiales, Pedaliaceae. Gene Ontology annotation, biological process: regulation of transcription by RNA polymerase II. Gene Ontology annotation, molecular function: RNA polymerase II cis-regulatory region sequence-specific DNA binding; protein heterodimerization activity; DNA-binding transcription activator activity, RNA polymerase II-specific. The record is from RefSeq and is a predicted model, not a curated record.
GUAAUAAAUAAGUCUCCUUCCUCAUCUCUCCGUCGUCCGAUCGUCCAUUCUCUUCCUCUCAGAUCUCUUCAAACCCAUCAGCCAAUCCUCUCUCUUUCUUCCCUUCUCAAUACCCAGCGCGCCAAAUACAAAUCCACACCCCCCCAAGGGUUUUGUUUGUUUAGGAUGGCGGAGAGUCCCGGCAGCCACGAGAACGGUGGUGGUGGCGGAGGGGAUCAGAGCCCACCGUCUAGCGUCCGCGAGCAGGAUCGCUUCCUUCCAAUUGCAAACAUCGGCCGCAUCAUGAAGAAGGCGCUGCCUGCCAAUGGAAAGAUUGCUAAAGAUGCUAAGGACACUGUUCAGGAAUGUGUAUCGGAAUUCAUCAGCUUCGUCACCAGCGAGGCUAGUGAUAAGUGCCAGAAAGAGAAAAGGAAGACAAUCAACGGGGAUGACUUGUUGUGGGCAAUGGCAACCUUAGGGUUUGAGGACUACAUUGCCCCACUGAAGGUCUAUUUGGCUAGGUACAGAGAGUUAGAGGGUGACACCAAGGGAUCUGCUAGGGGUGCGGAUGUAUCUGCUAAGAAAGAUACAAGUGGAACUCAGCUGCAUUCUGAUGCACAGUUUGCUCAUCAAGGCUCUUUUUCACAAGGCUUCAGCUACUCAAACUCCCAAAUCGAAUAUUGACAACCAUUUAUCUAAGUACCGUUCUUUGGAACUUGUAGUCGAGGAGAUGGGAUGUGGUUGCUUUGCUCUGAAGCUAAGGUGCAAGGAUACAGCUCUUCCCUACUGGAUUUGCCUCUGGUUAUCACAGUCAAGUCUAUAUUGUUUGAUAUACAUGGAAAUCUUAUAUGCACUUUCUGUAUCAAAGUACAGUGAUGCGAUAUUUGUUUGCGAUUUGGCGUAUGUAUAUCCUAAAACAUUGUUAUGAUCUGUAUGUUUGCUCAUCAAUUGCUAUAACCAUCCAACAUUUACAAUGACUGAAACUUGGGAAAGAAACAGCUGCAGAGGUUUCUGUU